Molecule: messenger RNA, 1783 nt
Organism: Salvia splendens (bonfire salvia)
Lineage: Eukaryota; Viridiplantae; Streptophyta; Magnoliopsida; Lamiales; Lamiaceae
Product: protein DETOXIFICATION 54
Exons: 4
Coding region: 91-1680 (529 amino acids)
Biological process (GO): xenobiotic detoxification by transmembrane export across the plasma membrane
Cellular component (GO): membrane
Molecular function (GO): antiporter activity; xenobiotic transmembrane transporter activity
Source: RefSeq, a predicted model, not a curated record
AAACAAAGAUAUUAUACGCUGAAAAAAGAAUUCAAUUAAUCACACUGCACUAAUGCUUCCCUGCUUAUUAAUAUCCAUGUUGUACGUAAUAUGCAAUCUUGUGACAUAGUGUGCUCUCGAGUUGCUACAAUUUCAUCAUCAAAAAUUCAAGAAUCUCAAACUCUCAUAACAAAAAUUUCUAGUGUUUCCCUCUGUUCAUCAUAUACAGGAAUGGCAGAAAAAAUGCGGGAUUUCUACUCUCACAAACAUCCUUCGUCAUCCCAGGUGGUGGAGGAAAUCAAAGAGCUAUGGAAAAUGGUGCUUCCCAUCACUGCAAUGAACUUCCUCGUCUACGUGAGAGCUGUCGUCUCCGUCCUUUUCCUGGGGCGGCUCGGCAGCUUGGAGCUCGCUGGCGGCGCGCUGUCAAUCGGCUUCACCAACAUCACCGGCUACUCUGUUUUAGUCGGCUUAGCUUCGGGGCUGGAGCCGGUUUGCAGCCAAGCAUACGGCUCCAAGAAUUGGGACCUUCUCUUUCUCUCUCUACACCGCAUGAUCUUCAUCCUCCUCCUCGCGAUCAUCCCCAUUGGCUUGCUAUGGAUCAAUCUCGAGCCAAUCAUGCUUUUCAUGGGCCAAGACGGCGAGAUCACAUCGACGGCUGCGGUUUAUUGCCUCUACUCUCUCCCAGACCUUUUAACAAACACCUUGAUUCAGCCAUUGCGCGUUUAUUUGAGGUCGCAGGGGGUGACGAAGCCUCAAAUGUGGUGCACUUUGAUGGCGGUGCUGUUUCACGUGCCCUUGAAUUAUGCGUUGGUGGUGGCGGCGGGGCUGGGGGUGCGUGGGGUGGCGAUCGCCUCUGUUUUGACCAAUUUGCAUAUGAUGGUGCUGAUGAUGGGAUAUGUCUGUGUUUACGGAAGGUGGGAGUGGAAAUUGGGCGGCGGCGAUGGUGGUGGAAUUGGGGCUUUGCUGAAGCUCGCCGUGCCGAGCUGUCUGGGGAUUUGCUUGGAGUGGUGGUGGUACGAGAUCGUUACGGUGCUCGCCGGAUACUUGCCUAAUCCGAAGCUCGCGGUGGCCGCCACCGGCGUGAUGAUUCAGACCACUAGCCUUAUGUACACGGUUCCGAUGGCGCUGGCCGGCUGCGUAUCCGCUAGGGUAGGAAAUGAGCUGGGAGGUGGAAGACCGUACAAGGCCAAGCUGGCGGCAAUGGUGGCGCUGACGUGUGCGUUCGUUGUAGGGAUCAUCAACGUGGUUUGGACGGUGAUGUUUAGAGAGAGGUGGGGCGCUCUCUUUACCAAGGAUGAUAUGUUGAUUGCUCUGGUUGCAUCGGUCCUACCUAUUACCGGCGUCUGUGAGCUAGGGAAUUGCCCACAGACGACUGGUUGUGGCAUCCUAAGAGGCACGGCCAGGCCGGUCGUGGCUGCCAGGAUCAAUCUCGCCUCGUUUUACUUUGUGGGGACGCCUGUGGCCGUUGGGCUAGCCUUUUGGCUAUGCAUCGGGUUCCCCGGCUUGUGGCUAGGGUUGUUGUCGGCUCAAGUCGCGUGUGCCAUCUUGAUACUCUAUGUUGUGCUGCAUUGCACGGAUUGGGAAGAUGAAGCUGUCAAAGCUUGCAAACUUGCUUGCCUAGAAAUGAGAAGUAAGUGUAACCCUAAUGAAGAGAUCACAAGAGUAUUAGUUUUGGAGGAUUCAAAGAUGGAUGAUGUGUAAGUUGGUAAAGGUGAGAGAAUUAGUUGGAAAGUGGGGUGUUUUGCUAGAAUUGCAUUUGUACCAUCUCUUGUUUUUCCUAAUGUAAAUGUCAUGUUUGUGUAAA